This is a messenger RNA of Ctenocephalides felis (cat flea), 1060 nucleotides long. Its product is annotated as protein shifted-like. Gene Ontology annotation, molecular function: signaling receptor binding. Gene Ontology annotation, biological process: anatomical structure development. Gene Ontology annotation, cellular component: extracellular region; cell surface. The record is from RefSeq and is a predicted model, not a curated record. NCBI's taxonomy places the organism in Eukaryota, Metazoa, Arthropoda, Insecta, Siphonaptera, Pulicidae.
GUUAUUGUUCGGGCUCGCAGUACUGGCCUCUGUAGCAUCGUGCGCGUUGGCCGCCAGAGGGCAGGGCUCAUCGGCUCAAUCUCGCCAGGACAGUUCCGGUAAUAACGGGUAUGAAGACCUCGCCCUCUGGAUAGACAAAGAACAAGUCAAAAUGUUUAGCGGUAUGUCAAUAAAAAUCGAUGUGAUAGCCAACGGCAACGUGCAGCCUUACAUUUUGGAACCAAUGUUUGAGCAACAUCUACCCGAAAUACCCUCAGAAGUGAGCUACGUAAAUUUUACUUGGGUUUCUGGCAUGAAGAAGUAUUAUUACCAUUUCGAUAGACUCCACUCGUCGGACGAGAGUAUAUUGGAACCGCCCGUUAUAUCUAUAAAAACCAAAGGACGAGUGCCGCGCAAAGCCAAAGAGUUUAGCGUGCUCUUACCUUGCUCAGGCAACAGGAGCGGCAUCGCGAAGUUCAGCAUCGGCCUCCUGAUCCAGACUCGUCGCGGCCGACCCGUGCCGGGCACGCCGCUGCGGCUCCAACUGCGCAAAGAGUGCUCGCAGAGAGGACCAGAUCCUGAAUGCAACAGAAAAUGCGCUAAUCAAGGUUGGUGCAAUAGUGAGAAAAUAUGUCAGUGCCCAGAAGGUUAUAUGGGGCAACACUGCCAGAUAGCUCUUUGUUACCCUCAGUGCAUGAAUGGUGGAAACUGCUCCGCUCCUGGUUUGUGCAGCUGCCCACCGGGAUAUCAAGGAAGACAUUGUGAAGGCGGUAUUUGCACAGAAAAAUGCUUGAAUGGUGGAAAAUGCAUUCAGAAGGACAAAUGUGAAUGCUCUAAAGGAUAUCAUGGCCUACGCUGUGAAUUUUCCAAAUGUGUAAUACCAUGCCUAAAUGGUGGAAAAUGCAGGGAUGUAAAUAAAUGCCGAUGUUUGCCGGGUUACAGUGGUGAUCACUGUCAAAUAAAAAGCUGGAGAGUCCAGUCGCGCAGUGCUUGCCAGCGUUGUGGACAUGGAACGUGCCAGCCCGACAACACUUGCAAAUGUGAUAAAGGAUUUGGGCGAUUGUGCAAUCAUAGUAAGUAA